Arabidopsis thaliana (thale cress) is the source of this 770-nucleotide messenger RNA. RefSeq names its product Pleckstrin homology (PH) domain superfamily protein. Gene Ontology annotation, biological process: intermembrane lipid transfer. The record is from RefSeq and is marked reviewed. Bases 164 to 598 code for a protein of 144 amino acids. The transcript has a single exon. Lineage: Eukaryota; Viridiplantae; Streptophyta; Magnoliopsida; Brassicales; Brassicaceae.
GGUUGUUAUGUAAUUAUAAAUAUUUUAAGGGAAGAAAAUGAAAAAUAAAAACAUUUUGGGGCAAAAGAUAAACACGAAAAAAUAAUGGAAUCGAUAAACAGAUUUUCGAUAGCAUCGGCAGAUUUGGAUCAAAACCCUAAUUCUCCAGUUCAAUCUUCGGAAGAUGGCAAGCCUGUGGCGAGCAGUAAUCGGCGGUCAGAACAACAAUUCCGAAGACUACGGAGGCGUAGAGUUCUGGUCAAACCCAGAACGAACCGGCUGGCUCACGAAACAAGGAGAGUACAUCAAGACUUGGCGACGCCGAUGGUUCGUGCUCAAACAAGGGAAACUCUUCUGGUUCAAAGACUCCGACGUCACGCGUGUGUCACGCCCUCGCGGUGUCGUCCCCGUAGAAUCGUGCUUAACCGCUAAAGGAGCAGAGGAUGUACUCAACAAGCAAAACGCGUUCGAGCUAUCGACGAGAAAUGAGACUAUGUACUUCAUUGCUGAUUCGGAGAAGGAGAAAGAAGAUUGGAUCAAUUCCAUUGGACGUUCCAUCGUGCAAAACUCCAGAUCCGUUACCGAUUCUGAGAUCGUUGAUUACGAUAACAAACACUAAAGUUUCUCUGUUUUUGUCUUUUGUCAAAGUGAUUAUGAUCACAGCUUUCAUUGAUGGAGUCUUAAAUGUAAAUCUUACAAAAUCAAGAAAUGAAAAGCUUUGUCUCUGCUUGAAAACAUGAACUCAUAUCCGAAAAACAUAUAAUAUAAAACCUAAUUCUUCAAGGGCAACG